Molecule: messenger RNA, 2168 nt
Organism: Camelina sativa (false flax)
Lineage: Eukaryota; Viridiplantae; Streptophyta; Magnoliopsida; Brassicales; Brassicaceae
Biological process (GO): regulation of DNA-templated transcription
Molecular function (GO): double-stranded DNA binding
Source: RefSeq, a predicted model, not a curated record
GAUAAACCCUGCAACAGCUUCUUCUUCUUCCUCUUGAUGUGGGUAGAAGCAAAGUAGCGAACUUUGUUUGUUUUUAUGGAGCUUUUACAUAGCUCUUGCAAUUUCGAAACCCUAACAUUGAUUUCUCCUCCUUUACAAUCUUGUAAAUUUGGUUCAAACUCUCUCUUAUUCUUCUCUCCUCGUCGCGUGACCUUGUUCUCGGGUUACCAACACCACAGUGGCCGCGUAGUUGUUUCGGCCUCUUCGCAGCACGGUGAUUCGAAUCCUAGCAGCUCUAAUUCGUCGCAGGCAAACCACGCCUCUCUCGCGCAGGAUUCUAUUUCUGGGUUUCUCCGACUAGAGAUUGGACUCUCCGAGGUCGAUUCAGAUUUCAUCUCUUCGAAUUGUCCAAAGUACACGAGAAUGAUAGUAGAUGGUGUUAGGGAUUUGGAAGAAUGGAAUUCGUGGAAAGGGAGUAAAGAAUCUGAGGGAAUUGAGGGUUUAGGGUUUAAGGAGAAAGUGAUUUAUAUGGUGAAACAGAAGGGUGAUGGUGGCAAAGUUGCUUUUUUGGAGAGUCUUGGUUUGAGUUUGUCUUCUGCUAUGUAUUUGGCUCAUUACGUCUCCUCUGAAUCGCUUCCCAUUCUUCUCCAUAAGGUUAAGUACCUCAAGGAAAUAUUCUUUUCUGGCAGUGAUGAGAAUGGUCUUGUUGGAAAGUAUGCACGACGCAUGAUGCUUUACUUGUCCAUUCCUAUUGAUGAAGAUGUGCAGCAAACUCUUUCCUUUUUCGAAAAGAUUGAAGCAAGGCGUGGAGGUUUGGACAUGCUCGGUUCUGUAGAUGCAUCAUUCAGAUUUUUAAUCGAGUCAUUCCCUCGGCUUCUUCUACUUUCAGAAGAAAAUGAUAUGAAGCCUAUGGUAGAGUUUCUUGAAAGCAUUGGUAUUCCUAAAGGUUGCUCUGGAAAAGUACUUCUCUUGUACCCUCCUAUCAUGCUCAGCAAAACUGAGGAGAUCAAAAGAAGGGUAGCCGCAGCUCUGGAGAAGGUUCAGGUUAGUGUAGUGAACAAGGAUUCUGGAAAAGUAUUGCAGAAGUAUCCGUGGCUUCUUUCACCAAGCGUACAAGAGAACUAUUCCCAUAUCGUCUCAUUUUUUAACAGUGAAUCGGUGCUCAAAAUGGAUAUUGACCACGGAAUUAGGAGAUGGCCUUUGCUUCUCGGUUGCUCAGCGAGCAAUAUGGAGAUGAUGGUGAAGGAAUUUGAUAAAUUAGGUGUUAGAGAUAAAAGAAUGGGGAAGGUUAUACCCAAGAUGCCUCAGCUUUUGUUAUGUAAACCCCAAGACUUUCUUAAGGUUGUUUGCUUUUUGGAAGAUUUGGGAUUUCAAAAGGAAAUCGUUGGUCAAAUACUCUGUCGAUGUCCUGAAAUAUUUGGCUGCAGCAUUGACAAUAAUACCCUGCAGAAAAAGCUCAGAUUUCUCACUCGUUUUGGUGUUUCAUCUACGCAUUUUCCCCGAAUCAUAAAGAAAUACCCGGAAUUUCUCAUAUACGACGCAGACAAAACACUACUUCCACGACUAAAGUACUUAAUGGAGACUGGGAUAUCAGAGAGAGAGCUUGCCUUCAUGAUUCGCAAGUUCUCACCGCUAUUAGGAUACAGCAUCGACAAAGUGUUGAGACCAAAGUUAGAGUUUCUGUUGAACAGUAUGGAGAAGUCGGUUAGAGAGGUAAUAGAAUACCCGAGGUACUUUAGUUACUCGCUGGAGAAAAGGAUAAAACCGCGGUUUUGGGUACUAAAAGGGAGGAACAUAGAAUGUACAUUACAGGAAAUGUUAGGCAAAAACGAUGAAGAGUUUGCUGCUGAUUUCUUAGGUUUAGGAGAGCUUCAGCAAACUCACCACGAAACCUAUUAGUUAUAUAUAUAUAGGCCAAAAGUUUCUUUGAGAAGAUCACUAUGUUAUGAGAUUGGUGAUAUCUCUGAGAAGCUUCUUCAGUUUUGUCUGUGUGCAUUGUUCAUAUAGCCGCUAGUGUAUGUACUUACUGUUCUUGUCUACAAAAAAAAGAAAGUUGAAUAAAAAAAAUUCAGUUUAUGAGUGUGUCUGUACCGGUUAAUUUUCAGUUUUGUGAACCCGGAUCGGUUUGGUUUGAUGUAUGUGGACUGGGUCCUUUUAGGAUAAUUGUAUGGGCCUAAAUUCGGAAACAG